Cinara cedri is the source of this 9687-nucleotide messenger RNA. The record is from the annotation of a GenBank genome assembly. Lineage: Eukaryota; Metazoa; Arthropoda; Insecta; Hemiptera; Aphididae.
CUCCGUUCCUGCAAAUUCGAACACGUGCCGAAUACGCCACCACUUACCGUAAUAAUAUGAUAUUACGUAGUGGACGAUAUAGAGAAGGAGAAAAACAGUCGAUAUAUUAUUUUUAAGAAUCUACCUCAGCGUUUUAUUUGUUAUUUAUCUUUUGUGCACGAUUUGUCAUUAGACGUUCCAGCGUCUAAACGAAAUUGAUUUUUUUAAGUUAAAAAAGAAAAGCACCGUUCAUAGUCUCGAUUUGAAAUUUCACCUGCGUACAUAUUUUCAAAACGGACGGUGUUGAAUCCAAAUUGCUUGUAAAAAAGUAAGUAUAUAAUAUUACAUAAAACGUAAAUACAAUAUAACAUGGCCGAUAUAUGUAUUAUACUAUAAAUUGUUUUUAACGAAUUGUGAGGAAAAAUAACUCGAAUAUAUUUCGCGAGGGGGGAUAAAUAAGGAAAACGUUUUUAGUAAAAUAAAAAUUUCGAAAAUAAGAUGCGAAUUAAGAAAGUCGAACACUGCACCCGUGUAUAGUAAUAAAAAUAUCUAAAACGGUACAUUAAAAAAAUAAUAGUAAUAAUCGCAUUUUAAAUCGCAAAUUAAAAAUGUUUCAGAGUUCGGACAAUAUUAUUGUAAUAUUCUGUACAGUAAUUGGUCAUCAAUGACGCCGAACUCUAUGUUAAGAACUCUUUUUUUAAAAAUUAAGCAUGUAGCCACUUCAUUUUAGGGCAUAGUUCGGUUGCCAAACCGAAUGAAUACUUCAUCACGACACGAAAAAAAAAGCGUUUCUCGGUACUCUUGGAAAUAAAAAUAACACUAUAACUAAUCAAACAUUCGGCGUCUAAUUUUAGGAAAUUCAUUUUUUGUUCCCCCCCCGGGAUUCGAUCGCUCGGCCCGACAAAACUAUCGCGAAAUUUCGGCCGCCGGAAUCGAAUUUUUCCUCGCGGACACGUUUCUGUAAGUUUUGAAUCCUCGAUAAACCGUGUCAAUUUACAUAUAAAUAUAUUAUAGUAAUAUUAUAUAAGUGUUUUUUUUUUCAUACGUAUAACAGUCGCGCACUCGGCUACACAAUACUGUAUAGUAUACUGUAUAAUACACUGUAUCGCAUAUUUUUUUUAAAAGAAUUCAUCAUUUCAGAAUGUUGCGCGUGAACGAAAUAUCGCAUUAUUAUAUCCGCGUCUAUGUAUUUUAUUUUUUAUUUAUUUUUCAUUUACACACACCGCGUGUUCACAAUAUAUAUUAUAUAUAAUAAUAUACAGCCGGUCACAGUGCGUGAAAUAGUCAAAACUUACAACAUGUGUUCGUAGUACGUUGUUUACGAUAAUAUACAUAAUAUCUGCUCCCACACACCGUAUAAUCACGAAAUUACACCCAACGCUCGUUGUUUGGGACAAUUUUUUACUCGUUUUACAAUUAUUAUACGACGUUUAUAUUGUAUUAUUAUAUUCGUUGUUCUGGCGUUUAAAACAUUAUAAUACAUAUUAAACUAUGCGGAUGCACACGACCGCGACAGUGACGAAAACAGUGAUGACGUGUAAUUAUAGGGACUUGUUCUGGUAUAGGGUUUUUAAAAUCGCGUUACUACGCCUCCAACAGUGGCGCACACAUAGGGAGGUUAGUGGUUCAGAACCCCCUCCUCCCCGAAGCGUCUAACUUCGCUAAAUUUGUUCAAAUCAAUUUUCACAUUCAGCAGCAUUACGCAUUUUAUAUACACCACAGAAUAAAAUAAUACAAAUUAAAUUCACCAAAAAUCGAUUGAUUGUUGAACAUUCGAUGACCGAAUUUACAUAAUCGGGAUUCACAUAAUCCCCUCCCGCCUCACCUACCGAAAAAAAUCCUACGUGCGCUACUACAGAUCCCCGACACCAGGAGGGAAAGUAGAAACAAUAUUAUUUAAAAAUAAAAAAAAAAGCUCUGUGGGGGGAACUAUCUCCCAUAUCCCCCAAUUGACCCUUAUAAUUAAACUGCUGGUCGAAACAUAUUUUGGUUAUCGGAGGUGUCUACGUCGUAGACAUAUUUCGAAAUACCUGACACUUUUCGCAAUAAUAGAAUGGAAUAUUGAAUAUAUAAUGAAUAGUAAUAUAGAAUAAUGGAAAUUGGCGUUAAAAUUAUUUCUUAAUGUGGGGAUAAGGUUAUAAGAACCAUAGGGGUAUACAGACUUAAAUUUCGAGGCGUGUCUGUUUGAUUUUUAUGCGCAGAAUAUAACUGUUAUAAAAUAUAAUAAAGUUGAAAUAGAUAUAUAUAUUAUUUAUAAAUGAUAACAGGCAUUAUAGUUAUCUACUCACAUCUGUAUAUUUAACAUUAGUAUAAAUUUACUAAACCUAAGGGUACCCUAAUAUCAGGAGUAUCAGUGGAUUUUCCACUAUGUCCAUCGUCAUUAACGGUUGCACCUAAAUCAAAGUAAAUAAUUUAUAGUAAUUUCUCAAUUAAAAGCUCAACCUAAAAGUGAUAACACAUGUCUGAUAGAUAGAAGUAAGGAUAUGGGAUUAGUAACCAACGAAAACAAAACAAAGUACAUGGUUAUUAUGCAGUGUCCACAAUCAGAUAGAUUUAACAAUAGAACAAAUUAAAUUUAAAACGGUAUAGAAAUAUUUAAGUAGGAAUAAAUACAACCAAUGGUGAACAUGAUGAAGUAUACAAAGAAGAAUAAGUGCAUCAAAUAGAUGUUUUGAAAUGCUAAUGCCUAAAACCACUGUUCGUUUGUAAAAUCCUGUCAAAAAAGUGAAAACCAACAUGUAUAAUAUUAUGAAGUGAUUAUUAGGCAAUCGCAUUAUUUGCCUAUAGCCUUUAACGAAAACUGAUGACAAAAAAAAAACCCCAGCAAUAGUUGAAACGAAAAUAUCAAAACAAUCAUUUGGCCCUAAGAAGAUUAAGGAAACCAACGAAUAUGAACGCAUAACCAAUGAUGAUUUCAGAUUUGAAUAGAUUACGAUCAAUAGAUACAAUCAACCAGGUAUAAUAGCAAUAAUGAAAAACAAAAGAAUUGGAUGGACAGGACAUAUUAUCUGGUACUCAGAAGGGAAAAUUAUAAAUAAAAUAACCCAGUGGGUACCCACCGAAUAGGAAGAGACCCUUGAGACAACUGAGACAACGAUGGCAUGACCGUGUACAUCAGAAACUGAGUUUGAUAGGAAAUACAAAAGAUAUGGUAAAAGGCAGACAGAGAACGAUGGGAAGAAGUGGCAGUUCAAGCAAGAAGCAAAAUUGGCCUAUAUUGGCCCUAGAAAAAAAAAAAAUUACUCAAUUAUUUAUUUAAUUAAUAUUCAAUAAUGAUAAUAGUGUACCUACACACUAGUACAUUUAUAAAUUACAUUAAAAAAUUAUAUUUAGAUUUAAUUUUUAUUCAAACAUUCACUAUAUAAAAUUAAAACUACAAUAUUAUUUAAUAUUAAUAAUUUAUUAAUAUGAAUAUAAUUAGUUGUUUAAUUCUUAAUUGAUUCAUUAUUAAUUAACUGUACAUACAAAUUUAAUAUAAAGAUACCUAUGCCUAAAGAAAUAUUUUACAAAUUGUUUAUUAAUUUUAUCCAAGGAACAGUAUUUUAAUUUUGUUCUUAUUAAGUAUACUAUUUGUAAAAAAAGUAAAGAUUCGGUAGGUACUUGGCACUUUUAUAAUUUAGUUACCUAUACAGAAUAAUUUUCUUUAUCAUGAAUCAACAAUUAUCUCAGAGGAUUUUAAGUGAAUUUGAUUUCUGUUUUUUCUAAUCAUUAUGGAAUCGUUUAAGCUUUAUUUUAAAACCAUUUUAAAUUGUUUACCCCUACUCCAUAUACUCCUCUAACUACACACUUUUCUAAUUUAUACCGGUUCACAACGGCACUUAUUUAAGGUGUAUGGAGUAAGGGUGAAAAAUUUAAAAAGCUUAAACGAUUCCAUAAUGAUUAGAAAAAACAGAAAUCAAAUUCACUUAAAAUCCUCUGAGAUAAUUGCUGGUUCAUGAUAAAAAAAAAAUCACCCUGUAUAUACAGUAUACAAAAUUUAUAAAAUACGAAAACUAAGCAUUUUAAAACCCAAUAAAUAAAUAAAUGAACACUGAUAUCAGUACCUAUUUUAAACAAUGUAUACAAUGCAUAAUUUUUAAUUUAAUAAUUAGGUAUAAGCAUGACAAAUUGGAUCUAAUUUGUCAUAGGUAUGUUAUCAUUUACCUAGUUGGGUAUUAUCAAUUUAUUGCAUUCUGUGAUUUUAACAUAUCAUCAUUAUGUAUGUCAUGUUUUAAAGUGAUUUUAGUGUGAAAAUAAGAUAAUACAAAUUUACCUUAUCACGAUAAUAUGUAAAUCGUAAAUGCCAUUAACAAAAUGCAUAUUAUAGGUGAUCGCGAUUUUAAAAUACAUGCACCUAAGGUACCUCCAGUUAUAUACUCGCAACGCGGCACUAACAAAACAUAAUACGCUUGACAUAAUAUUAUCAAUAAACGUUGAUUGUAAGUAGCAGCGAAUUAUGAUCAGUUCAAUAAAGUAUUUCAGAAGUGAUUUUGAAAUAUUCGGCCGUUGUGAACCGGUGUAAGUUAGAAAAGUGUGCAAUUAGAGGUAGGCGCUAUUUAAAUUGUGCGGGGUACCGCGCCGUGAUACGAUAAUCGUUUACCGUGUUUACUCCGUUCGAUACAGAGACCACAGAAUAAUAUACCGGGCGACAACUGUUAUCAUUUACGCGCCAUUUUAUGACUUACUUUCACGACUGCCGCGGGACGACUCGCGGACCGCGGUCCAUUCGACGAUACGUCAACCCUACCGUGGUAUCUUGAUUCGGCCAUUCCGUAUCGUACUAAUACCGUCAAUUAAUACCUCGACAUUUGUAAUCCAAAAUCGAGAUAAAAUUAUUUGCAUUUCGCAUAGAAAUAAAUUAAAAAACCGCGGUUGACAAUAAUUAUUUAUUGCAGUUACUAUAGUUGUGUUAAGACUCAAGUGCCAAUAGCAGCGGCAAUAUAAUAUUCUGCUGUUGACCUUCGCUGAUGCUGAAGUCUAGUAAACCAACAGUGUUACCAAGCGGAUAUCCUCUGUCGGCUGUUCCAAAUCUCCAAAUCGACAAUAUUCAAUAUUAACAGUAUCCGAUUCGUUUCUCUGGAGUUCGAGCAGUGGUCUGUAGGCGAUUUAAAUUUCAAACGCGGUCCCCCUCCGUGUCAACCGUAAGUUGUUUGUGUUCCUUGUUAACCUUAGAUGGCUUUCGUUGUUUUCCGUUUUUACCCUAAUUCACAUCUAAUAUAAACAAUACCUACCACAUUCAUUUUGAAGUAGAUUUUAAACUCGACGGCCUCAUAAGACUGCAAUAAAACGAGAACAUUUCCAUUGUUCAAAGACCGAGAUAACACGAUCGUUUUUUGGCGACUAUCAAGAUGAAACAGUACACGGUCAACAAGGACUUAAAAAAGGAACGGAAAGACUGUCCGUUCGAUGCUGAGGAACUCACUCGUUUUUGGGACGGAGGUGCUGACAAAACUUUGAACAGAAGAAAAAUGGGUAUGUUUGAAUAUCGAGUGAGACCGAGUAAAUCAUCUUAAUGUCAAAUGCAUUUUUAGAAACUUUUUUCCUGUCUGAUCCGAUUUUGAAAGAUGACAUUCCGUCGGAGUACUUGAGCCACAAGGAACGCUACGAACAUGCUAUACGUAAAAGUUGUAUUUUAUUCAAAAAAUUUAACGCUUGGCAAGAAAAAAAUGAUGAUGGUAGAAGUUUGACAGAAACAUACAUGUACAUACACUUAACUAAAAACAUUAAUAAUAUUACUUGUGAAACAUUCUCCUGUACCUAAUAAAAUAUCAAAAUUUCAGAACUUUCUUAGGAUUAGUGAAUAGUGCAAUAAUUAAAGGCAGUUCACCUUUUACGGUACAUUAUCUUAUGUUCAUACCUACUCUCAUGAGUCAAGGUACCUCGGAACAACAGGCAGAAUGGGUCGGUCAGGCAUUCAGUAAUCAAAUUCUAGGGACUUAUGCUCAGGUAUAUUUUGAUUUUUUGUUUUUAUUUAAAAAAUGUUUACUCGAUUUUAUUUAUAGAUCAAUCAUAAUUUUAUAUAGUGAUCAUAAUCAAAGGUGUGAUUUACCAGUUAAUAAUGAUCCAAUAUAAAUAUAAUAUAAAUCAUUAGAUUUUGCCUAAUUCACCUUGCAUAACAAGGUGAUUAAAUAUCUAACCUAAUCUUUUGAAUUUGUUAUCAUUAUUGUAUAGUCCAUAGCCAUAAAACAUUAAAUUUCACUUUUGCUCUAACAUUUUGACUUUGGCUAAUCCCAUUUUAAUUCUGUAAAAUGCUUAUGAUUUUUUGACGUUUAUUCUGCAGAUUAAACAAGGUUUUUUCUUUUAAGAAUAACUGUAACUUUGGUAUGAUAAAUCAAAAAUGUUUAUAGUAUUGCCAUUUUUUAAUUAGAAUAAUGUAGCAUAAAUGAUUUCAAAAAAUUAUGCGAAUUUUACAGGGUCUAAAUCAGGCCAGUGAAAGUUUCAUAAUGUUAGAGUAAAAUUAUUAUUCUGUGUGUUGGACAAAUAUUUGUAAUCACCUUCUAGAACUACCUUUAAAAUUUUUAUUUAGACUGAACUCGGUCAUGGAACAUUUAUCCGUGGUUUAGAAACCACUUGUACUUAUGAUCCAGCUACGGAAGAGUUUAUUUUAAAUAGUCCCACUCUAACGUCAUAUAAAUGGUGGCCUGCUGGACGUGAGUUAUUUUUUAAAUAUAUUUGGUUUGUCAAAUGUAGUUGCCAAUGUUUUUAAAUAUUUUAGUUGGACAUACUUGUAAUUAUGCAAUCGUGAUGGCACAGCUUUACACUCAAGGAAAGUGUCACGGUAUACACUCGUUUAUAGUUAAAAUUAGAGACGAAGAAACAUGGAAGCCGAUGCCUGGUAAUUUAAUAAUAAAUUCACACACAUUUCACAAUAUGAAUAAUUGGUUUAAAAAUUAAAAUGGUAUAAUGUGCUUUUAGGUAUUAAAGUUGGUGAAAUUGGCAGCAAGUUAGGACUGAACUCUAUUAAUAAUGGCUAUAUAGCAUUUGAUAAUGUAAGAAUAAGUAGAAUGCAAAUGCUGAUGAAAAAUGCCCAAGUUCUUAAAGUAAAUAAUAAAUAAUUAUUUAAUACAUAAUGAAUUAUUAAAAGCUAAACAUUUUAAAAUUAUUUAAAUUAGUAAUUUUAUGACAGAGAUAGUAAAUAUUUUAUUACUGAUUUCAUGCUGCCCUCAUAAGACACAGUGCUGUAUGAUCCCUUGUGAUAGUUUUGGAGAAAAAAAAAUAUUCUUUAAAAUUAUUUUAUCUUGUUACUUAAAUAUAUUAAUCAAUAAGUGGUUCUAACUAAUUCUGUUGUUUUACUAUUUAACAACUUAUUGUCUUGUAAAAAAAAAAAAAAUUACUUUUAGGUGUCUACGGCCCUUUGGAUUAGGAGAACAGCAUAGUCUUUCAUAUUUAUUUAAAUCUUACACCUAUAAAUUAUUUUUACUUUUUGUGAAAAAACCAUUUUCAAAUAAGAAAUUCAUGUUAUAUUUAUUUAUUAGUAAUACACUAUUUUUCAAGUGCGGUACAUAUAAAAAGUCAGUAAAUGAUAAACUAACUUACAGUACUAUGAUUUUUGUACGAGCAAUAAUCGUUAAAGAUAUGAUUUCGGGAUUUUUAUCCAUAGCAUCUACAAUAGCAACUAGAUACAGUUGUGUUAGGAGACAAUCGGAACUUAUAACUGGGUAAACAGUUAAAAUACAAAUUAAACCUCAACAUUUCUUAAAAAUUAAUAAAUUAUUUAUAUUUUACAUUAGUGCAGGUGAAUGUCAAAUUUUGGAUUUCCAAACGCAGCAGUUCAAAAUUUUUCCAGCCAUAGCUAUGAGCUUUGCGUAUAAAUGUGCAGCAUCUAGGCUUUGGAAUAUUUAUACUGGCGUGACUUCAAUGUUAAUCAAAGGAGAUCUUGAAUUGUUACCAGAAGUAUAGUUUGUAUAGCCCAAUUUAGUCUAAAAAAUAAUUUCUGACAUAAUUAAUUUUCAGUUGCACGGACUGGCAUGCUGUUUAAAAGCUGUUAGUACAGCAGACGCUGCUUUGGCUGUAACAUCGUGUCGUUUAGCUUGUGGAGGUCAUGGGUAUAUGAACAGCAGUAAUUUUCCAAAUAUUUAUUCGUUAACAACGGCCGCUGAAACAUAUGAAGGAGAAAACACUGUGCUACUUUUACAAACAGCGAGGUAAUUAGUUAGGUUGAGUUCAGUGGCCCAACCAGAGGAGUGUUUUGAGUGGAUGGAUACCCCAUACAUUCGUAUUUUAGUAAUAUAAAUUUAUACGCCACUUGUUAAGUUGUUAUCAAUAUAUUAAUAUCUUUUUCUUUUACAAUUUAUAUUAAAUUAAAAUAUUUUACAUUGUCUACAAAAACCUUCUAAUUUAAUCUAUUUUUAAGUCUGAACAAGUACUACAAAACUUCUUCUAUUAUCUAUCCUUAUUUAUUACCAAAGUUAUAGUCGGGUAGUGACAACUUUUUAUUUAAAUGUUUUAUUGUUUAAUUAGGUAUUACACAACUAAUAUUAAAGAUUACUAGUAUUUAUCAUAAAUAUUAUUAGUUUCCAAUAUUAAUCCGUUUGAAUCAACGCUGAUAUACUAGUGAUAUGAAGUUUUUUUUUUCUUAACUUCAUGCUUAAAGUGAAUUAGAAUUUUAAUUCUUACUUAUUGUUGCUACGUAGUAUUAAUUGAUUCAUUUUAAUUUUCAAGGUUCUUGGUGAAAGCGUUUGCAAAUAAUAUAUCUGGCAAAAAAUUAACUGAUACUGUAAUGUAUUUAAAUAACUUCAAACUUUUAAAGCGGAAUAAUUGGAUUACUAAUUUGGAAUGUAUGACAGAAGCAUUUUCUCAAGUUGCUGGGAGGUAAAUUGUUUAUUUUAAUAAAUUUGAAUGCAAAAAAAUAAAAAAAUAUGUAUUUUAGUAAAAUUGAAAAUUGUUAUUAUUCAAUAAAACAAAAUAUAAAAUCUGGUAUGUCAAAAGAAAAUGCUUGGAAUACAACUACUAUUAAACUAACCAAAGCAGCAGAAGUAACUUUAAAAUAUAUUAUUUUAUUUUAUAGUAAUUUAAUAAAAUUCUAUUUGUACUAUUUUAUUUUAGGCGCAUUGUAGAUUAUUUGUUAUAAAAAGUUUUGCUACAACAGUUAAGACUGCUAAAUUGUCAGCAGAACUAAUGAUAGUACUAACAGACCUCUGUGAGCUGAUUUGUGCACAUUGGAUUCUAAAUCAAUUAGGCGAUUUCCUUCAAGUAAAUACUGUUUACUUAAUUAUAUUAUUUUUAUUAUAAUGUGAUCUUGUUAAUUCUUUUAUUUCUCAGUAUUCAAAUCUUAAACGCCGUGAUGUUUCUUCUAUAGAGUAUUUAUUAGAAGAUUGUUUUAAACGUAUUAGACCAGUUGCAGUUAGUCUAGUUGACAGUUUUGAUAUUCAUGAUGAAAUAUUAAACUCUUCUUUGGGCAUGUAUGAUGGUAACGUCUAUGAACGUUUGUUGGAAGACGCCAAUAAAAGCCCCCUGAACAAAGAACCUGUUAACGAAUCAUUUCAUAAAUACUUAAAACCCUAUUUAAAAUCCAAACUAUAAAUAAUAAUAUUCAAAUUGCAAAUCCAUGAUUAUUAGUGGAAUCAAGAUUUUAUUACGGUAUAGGUUUUUAAUAAGAAGUCAUUAGUAGAAAAAUAAAUAACAAUGUAGUAAAUUAUGAUUACUUUUUUUCUAAAACCGCUCAUAAUAAAAUAUCUAUAAGUACAGUAAUAUUUGCAGCUUUUUACAAUUUUUCAAUUUAAAUUAUUU